AUUUACGGUUUUUUUGUCUGCAAAAGAGUUUUUCAAAUGUUAAAAUAUGCCCUACCAGUGUGAGAAAAACGGUUGCUUUUGGGGAUUUAGGACCGAAUUCAUUGUGUAUCUAAGUAGAAUGUUUGGAAAAAGUGCGAAAGUCCUUAAGGAACUUAAGGGUUUUUUCACACACUAACUUAACUUAAUCUUCAGGCUAUUAAAUUACCAAGUUUUAUUUAAAUCAAAAAAUGCGGUGAUUUUUCACUUUUAUUUGAAAUGAAAGAAAAAAAUAAAAAGUUUCCAACAGUGGAGUUUGGCGCACAAAAAAUCUUGGGCAACCGAAAGAAGAAGGUUUUCACAAAUUUGUGAUUUUUUUCGGAAACCUUCAAGUUUCUAAAUUAUUAAAUUUUGCUCAAAUCAAUAAACGCACCAAUUUUUUAGAGGCACUGAGAGUUGAAUGUCAAAAAUAGAAAUUUGUCAAACGUGCACUUUUGGAAAAUAGAAAUUCCUCCUUCGAAACAUAAAGACAGAGAUUUUAUAAAUAUCUCAAUUUCCUCGGAAACCUUCAAUCUAAUGAAUUCCCAUGUUCGGCGAAACCAAUAAACACAAUGAUCUUUCAGCAUUGAAAGUUGAAGAAAAAAUUAAAAGUUUUAAAGGUGUAGUUUAGUUUAGUAGUAUUAUUAAAAGUGUAGUUUACAUCGAAAUUGCAGAAAGGACUUUUCUUUAACAGAUUCAAUCAAAAAUUUCCAAUUAAUUCCUUGCGUUGACUUUUGGUAUUGAAAAUUCCAAAUUGAAAAAUUAAUGAAAAUGUAAACCUUUAUUCUAACUAUCAUUUGGAUCCUUGUCUUCUAUUUGAUCUGUUUAUUAAAUUUUUCUCGACAUUUUCAAGACAAUUUUCAGUUUUACGCUCUUUCACUAACUUUCUCCGGACUCUCAAUAAUGAAAGCAAAAAAUCACCGCUAAAAUGAAACUGCAACCGCACCGCCUUUGUAUUAUUUUUGGUGUGUAACUCAGUGACCCUUUAACCAAUUUACAAUUUUAAAAGUGUAUUAGAAAGAGCAUUUUAUUGCCUUUGAUUUAUUUGCCCUCAGUUUGCUUUCUAGCUUCUAAAACGCCCAAGCUAAGUGCGCGGGGAAUCGUCACAAAACCUAAUUUGAAUAUUACUCAUUGCAUUCUGAUCCAACUGUGGAAAUAAAAAAAUAAUUUUAAAAACAAUUUUUGUUUCUUCAAUCUACUUCUCGACAUACGCUUUGGUGGGCGCCCAGAAACGCAAGCAGAAGCGUAUGAAAAUCAACUACGAAUGAACGUUUUUUUCUUUACUUGAAACGUUUUUUGGCAAAAAACACUUGUUACCAAAAUCGGAAUUUUGCGAUUACAAAUUCGUGACCAUGAAAAUCAGUCUGCUCGGUACGACCGGUUGUGGUGCACUUCUUCGUGUGGUACUCGUAUAUUUAAAUAGGUAUUUUAAAUUUUCCGGCAGUUCAAGAAACCCGAAUAUUUGCGCUUGUUCAGUAUUUUGCUGCAUGGCUACUUUCUGAAUUCUGCUGAAUUCUUUUAUAGUCUGAAGCUUUUUAUCGCGAAUAAUUACAAAAUUGAAUAUAAAGGUGUUUAAGAAGGCACUAAAUAGUUAACUCGGUUUGGAUCCAAAACGAAAAACGUAAGGGAUCGAUCGAUUUUUCAUUUCAAAUUUAAAAUCGAUUUAUUAAUUCGACUGUUUUAUUUAUCUAAUCCAAUUUGAGUUAAUAAUUCUAAUCAAUUCUUUUAACUUUUAAUUGAAAAGUUUUUUGCCUAAACAAAUAAUGUUGAAAAGUUGACAAAUUUACAUAAUCGCCUGAAAUUUGGGAUUUUUAUUUGACCAUCUUCUCGUAUAUUCGUCCUAUAUGCCGGACCGACAACUGCUGGAAACAAUUUUAUAAGUAAAAUAUUAAAGUACAGCUUCUAUUUUCGAAUCGAAGUUGCCAGCAAGUUAAUUAUAAUUAACUAAUCGCUCACUUUACGCAUCUGGAUUUUUAAAUAAUCUGGCAAUGAUGCAAAACUUUCUAAAUUGACCCGGUAUUCAUACACCAAGGCUUCCAACAUAAAUUGAAGGAUUGAGCGUGAUUUUAGUUUCAGUUAAUUUUCUGAUAGAACGGAACAAUAGUCUAUCGUUAUUGUCCUAAAUCUUUAUUAUAUCAAGUUCAUCAAACUAUCCGCGAGUUUUUCCAUUUUAAUUGGAGUUUUCUUUAAUUGAAGUGAACGAACUUUCUUUUGAAACAUGGAUGUUACCCAGAAAUACCCGAAGAAGUCCAAUCCCGUUCAGAAUGCCAAUCCGCUCUCUCAGUUAUUAUUUCUAUACAUGUUCCCGAUUUACAAAAGAGCUUACAAAAAAAAGCUUACUGAAGACGAUUUAUUUUCGCCAUUACCAUCGCACAACUCCUGCUUUUUGGGAGCCGAACUGGAAGAUAUCUGGAUAAAAGAGCAGGGCAAACAUAACAAGGCUGCACUACAUCGAGCUCUACUUAAAAUGUUCGGUGGACGUUUUUUCAUUAUAGGGCUUUCACAAUUAUUUAGUGAAAUUUUGCUUUUAACGGUCGUACCAUUUUCAAUAGGCAAACUUGUACGAUAUUUCGAAACGAACCAAAAAACCAUUUCGGAAAAUGAAGCUUAUUACUAUUGCGGAGCUUUAGUGUUGGGAAUAACGAUUGAUGCUGUUUUGGCCCAUCCUCGACUUAUGAGCCAUCAACAUCUGGCAAUGAAAAUGCGAGUCGCUUGUGGAUCUCUCAUCUACAGAAAAACGAUGAAAUUGAGCCGCAACGCUCUAAACAAAGCGACGGUUGGGCAAAUGGUAAAUUUGCUAUCCAACGACCUGAGCAGGCUCGAUCAAGGUUUCAUUUUAGCCCACUUCGCCUGGAUUGGUCCAGUACAAGUCACAAUCGGAACUUGGUUGCUCUAUAGAGAAAUCGGAUAUGCUGCUUUAUUUGGAGUUGCAUUUUUAAUAUCUUUCGUUCCUUUACAAGCUUUUCUGGCCAAAAGAACAUCAGUCUUACGAUUACGCACCGCAUUGCGAACUGACGAAAGAGUGAGACUGAUGAAUGAAGUGAUAUCAGGAAUACAAGUAAUCAAAAUGUACUGUUGGGAAAAGCCUUUUUCAAAGCUUGUCAGCCUAGUGAGGAAGAAGGAAAUGGAAGCGAUUAGAGGCCACGCCAUCAUCAUGGGCCUAAUUUAUUCCUUCGAAGUUUUCGUAGCGAGAACCGCAAUUUUCCUAAGCAUUUUAGGAUAUGUGCUCUUAGGCAACUAUGUUACCGCUGAAAAAGUGUUCUCCAUCACUGCCAUUUACAAUGUACUUCGGCCAGUUAUAACAAUCCUCUUCUCUAUAAGCAUAUCGAGCAUAGCCGAAGUGAAUGUAUCCAUUUGCAGAGUUCAGAAGUUUCUGAGCUACGAGGAGGUGAGCGGUGAGAAAGAACCGAAAGGUACUGAAAAUGGGCUAGAUAAACACGAAUCCAUAAACAGCAAACCCAGAAAGGAAUAUUUCACUAAACCGAAGCUGGUUCUGCGAAACGUUUGCGCAAAAUGGGAGGAAGGAAAUGUGGAAAACACCUUGGAAAAUAUCUACCUAAAUGUAUCUUCCAAUAAAUUACUAGCAGUUACGGGUCCAGUUGGGGCAGGGAAAAGCAGCCUUAUCAACGUCAUUCUUAAGGAACUGCCCAUUCACUCAGGAACCAUGGAAAUUCAAGGCACCCUAUCAUAUGCGUCGCAAGAACCUUGGCUGUUUUCCGGAAGCGUAAUGCACAACAUCCUCUUUGGCGAAGAAUAUGACGAAACGCGGUACAACAAAGUGGUGGAAGUUUGCGCCCUAAAGUCCGACUUUGCCCUGUUUCCCUAUGGCGAUAAAACGCUUGUAGGUGAAAAGGGAAAGCUGUUAAGCGGUGGCCAGAAAGCCCGAAUAAAUCUGGCUCGAUGCAUUUAUAAGAAAGCCGAUAUUUAUUUGUUGGAUGAUCCUCUAUCGGCAGUCGAUGCCAAUGUUGGGAAGCAUUUGUAUGAAAGUUGUAUCCAGGAUUUUCUUAAGGAUAAAAUGCGAAUAUUGGUAACGCAUCAGUUGCAGUAUUUGCAAAGUGCCGACAUUAUAGUGAUUAUGAAUGAUGGUCAAAUUCAAGUUGAGGGAAAUUAUAAGGAGUUGCAGAGCAGUGGAGUGAAUUUCAGUAAAUUAUUUGAUGCGCAAAACACAGAAGAAGAAGGCGAAAAGCGCAAAACAACAUCGAGGCAAAAUUCCGAGGUGAAAAACAAUUUAAGCUGUGAGGAUGAUGAUAUCGAGGAACCGUUACUGGAAAAAGAAACUCAGGACAGUGGCACCAUAUCCGCAUCGGUUUACUUACAAUAUUUCAAAUCAGGCGGAAAUAUUUGCAAAAUACUCCUGUUAUUAUUCCUAGUUCUAAUUUGCCAAGGCGCUGCAACUGGAGCAGAAUAUUUUGUCACCUACUGGGUAAACCUUGAACAAGAUCUAGCGGACAAAGUUGCUGCAAAUCUCACACUAAGCAACGAAACUACAAUAGACAGAACACAGAUUUUAUAUAUUUAUUCAGGCCUCACCGGUUUAACCAUCGUGAUAUCGGUGGUCAAAGCCAUAUUCUUCAUGUUCUUCUUCACAGUCGCUUCAAAAAAAUUGCACGACUUUAUUUUCUCGAAAAUAGUUCAGGCCAAAAUGCGCUUCUACAACAGCAAUCCAUCCGGGCGGAUUUUGAAUCGAUUCUCCAAAGAUAUUGGACAUAUUGAUGAAUACAUACCGUCAGUUUUACUAGACGUGAUCGAGAUUGCCUUACUACUAAGCGGCACCAUCGUCUUAACUUCAAUAGUGGAACCAUUCCUGCUCAUUGCUGCUUUAGGACUGUUGGUUUUGUUCUAUUCUUUUCGCUGUGUAUACCUGGAAACAAGUCGAAGCGUUAAACGUGUUGAAGCAAUCACAAAAAGUCCAUUGUUUUCCCACAUGACCGCAUCGGUGCAAGGAUUGAGCACAAUUCGAGCUUUUGCAGCCCAAAAGCUGCUGAUCAAUGAGUUCGACGAAUUGCAAAAUCGCCAUAGCGCUGCUUGGUUCCUAUUCAUUGCAUCUAGCCGAUGUUUUGCCCUUUGGCUCGACCUAAUUUGCAUUUUCUUUAUCGCAGCAGCGACAUUCAGCCUCAUCGCUGUAAAUAAAAUAAUCCAUGGUGGAGACAUCGGCUUAGUCAUCACUCAAUACAUAGGCCUGAUGGGUUCCUUGCAAUGGGGAAUGCGGCAAUGGAGCGAGCUGGAAAACCAAAUGACUUCAGUCGAACGGGUUCUGGAGUAUACGAAAGUGGAGAGCGAACCCGAACGAGAACUCACAAACCCCGUUCCAGUCGAAUGGCCAAAGAAAGGGCAAGUAAAGUUCGAAAAUGUCCAGUUGCGGUACAGUGAAUCCGAACCGUAUGUGCUGAAAAACCUGAAUUUCUCCGUGGAACCCAAGGAAAAAAUUGGAAUAGUUGGCCGCACAGGAGCAGGGAAGUCUUCAACAAUAUCCGCGCUAUUUCAGUUGUAUGAUAUUGAAGGCAGUAUCAUCAUAGACGGGUUGGAUAGUACCCAGCUUCCUUUGGAUGUGGUUAGAUCGAAAAUUUCCAUUAUUCCCCAAGAACCUGUGCUAUUUUCAGGUACCAUGCGCAAAAAUCUGGAUCCCUUCGAAAAAUACAGCGACGAAGUCCUGUGGGAAGCUUUAGAACAAGUGGAGCUAAAGAGCGAGAUUGCUGAAAUGCCUGCCGGCUUAAACAGCAACGUUUCGGAAGGAGGCUCCAACUUCAGUGUCGGCCAAAGGCAAUUAAUCUGCCUGGCCAGGGCUCUAAUACGAAACAACAAAAUUCUGGUGCUGGAUGAAGCCACCGCUAAUGUGGAUCCUCAUACUGAUUCUCUCAUCCAAAAUACCAUUAGAAUUCAGUUUGCUGAUUGCACAGUUUUUACAAUUGCUCAUAGGCUGCACACGGUGAUGAAUGCAGAUAAGGUGCUGGUUAUGAGCAGUGGAAGAAUCGAAGAAUUCGAUCAUCCUCAUACUCUUCUCCAAAAUGAAGAUGGUGUACUGAGACGUUUGGUGAACGAUACUGGAAUGAGCACGUCGGAAAAGUUGGAAAAUAUGGCCAAGGAAAAUUACUUAAAGAAACUUGAAUAGUUCCAUCCAACCACAAAGAAACCGUCAAUAUAGCUGUGAUUAAUUUUUCCAUACCAGUAUUGUAGCCGAAUAAUCAUAAAUAUUUUGUACUUGAACGUGUAGAUCACAUACAUCCGUUUAAAUAUAGUGUUUUUAUUCAA
Molecule: messenger RNA, 6264 nt
Organism: Dendroctonus ponderosae (mountain pine beetle)
Lineage: Eukaryota; Metazoa; Arthropoda; Insecta; Coleoptera; Curculionidae
Product: probable multidrug resistance-associated protein lethal(2)03659
Exons: 14
Coding region: 2234-6124 (1296 amino acids)
Biological process (GO): transmembrane transport
Cellular component (GO): membrane
Molecular function (GO): ABC-type transporter activity; ATP hydrolysis activity; ATP binding
Source: RefSeq, a predicted model, not a curated record